GCGCGGGCCGGGCGGCGGGGCAGCCUCCUGCUGGUCGGGGCCGGCCCUGGGUCCGCGCACCAGUCUUCCCUCCCGCGGGAGCCGCAUGGCCGUGGGCCGCUGCGAGUCGGGGUCUGGGGCUCUGACGGGGCCAAGGGUCCUUCGACGGCGGCGCUCUGCUGGGCCGGUGCUGGCGUGGGCUGCGCGGUGCGCGAUCCCAGCGGGGCCUCGCGGGGACUCGGUGCUUCAUCCCCGUUGUAAAGACAAGGAAGUUGGGCCGCGGACGGGUUCGGGAACGCGCCCAGGGUCUCCCUUGGCAAAUGGCAAAGCUGGCAUCGCAAGCUAGGCCCUGCGUUCCGGAGUCUCGGGAUCGCCCCAUUCGGCAUCUUUCCAGAUCGGACAGAUGAGCAACGUGGAGCCGGACGAUGAGCUUCUGGACGCAGAUACGGAUCCCCCUCACCCUUUCCCCAAGGAGAUACCGCACAACGAGAAGCUCCUGUCCCUCAAGUAUGAGAGCUUGGACUAUGACAACAGUGAGAACCAGCUGUUCCUGGAGGAGGAGAGGCGCAUCAACCACAUGGCCUUCCGGACAGUGGAGAUCAAGCGCUGGGUCAUUUGUGCCAUGAUAGGGAUCCUCACGGGGCUGGUGGCCUGCUUCAUCGACAUCAUGGUGGAGAACUUGGCCGGCCUGAAAUACAAGGUCGUCAAGGACAAUAUCGACAAGUUCACGGAGAAAGGGGGGCUGUCCUUCUCCCUCCUGCUGUGGGCCACGUUGAAUUCUGCGUUCGUGCUGGUCGGCUCCAUGAUUGUUGCCUUCAUAGAGCCAGUUGCUGCUGGCAGCGGGAUCCCCCAGAUCAAGUGCUUCCUCAACGGGGUGAAGAUCCCCCACGUGGUCCGGCUCAAGACGCUGGUGAUUAAAGUAUCUGGUGUGAUCCUGUCCGUGGUGGGAGGACUGGCGGUGGGAAAGGAGGGGCCGAUGAUUCACUCGGGCUCCGUGAUUGCUGCUGGGGUCUCCCAGGGGAGGUCAACGUCACUGAAGCGAGAUUUCAAGAUCUUUGAGUACUUCCGCAGAGACACGGAGAAGCGGGACUUUGUCUCGGCAGGAGCCGCGGCGGGAGUGUCUGCUGCUUUUGGGGCCCCUGUGGGCGGGGUCCUCUUCAGCUUGGAGGAAGGUGCCUCCUUCUGGAACCAGUUCCUGACGUGGAGAAUCUUCUUUGCUUCUAUGAUUUCCACCUUCACACUGAACUUCGUCUUAAGCAUUUACCAUGGAAACAUCUGGGACCUGUCCAGCCCCGGCCUCAUCAAUUUUGGAAGAUUUGACACGGAGACGAUGGUGUACACGAUCCACGAGAUCCCCAUCUUCAUCGCCAUGGGCGUGGUGGGUGGUGUUCUUGGGGCUGUGUUCAAUGCCUUGAAUUACUGGCUGACGAUGUUUCGAAUCAGGUACAUCCACCGGCCCUGCCUCCAGGUGAUUGAGGCCAUGCUGGUGGCCGCUGUUACAGCCACUGUCGCCUUUGUGCUGAUCUACUCGUCCCGGGACUGCCAGCCCCUGCAAGGCAACUCCGUGUCCUACCCCCUCCAGCUCUUCUGUGCAGAUGGCGAGUACAACUCCAUGGCUGCCGCCUUCUUUAACACCCCGGAGAAGAGCGUGGUCGGCCUUUUCCACGACCCCCCAGGCUCGUACAACCCUAUGACCCUUGGCCUCUUCACCCUCGUCUACUUUUUCCUGGCCUGCUGGACCUAUGGGCUGACAGUGUCUGCUGGCGUCUUCAUCCCGUCCCUGCUCAUUGGGGCUGCCUGGGGUCGGCUCUUCGGCAUCUCACUGUCCUACCUCACCGGGGCCGCAAUCUGGGCAGACCCUGGCAAGUACGCCCUGAUGGGAGCAGCUGCCCAACUGGGUGGGAUCGUGAGGAUGACGCUGAGCCUGACAGUUAUCAUGAUGGAGGCCACCAGCAAUGUGACCUAUGGCUUCCCUAUCAUGCUGAUCCUGAUGACCGCCAAGAUCGUAGGAGACAUUUUCAUUGAGGGCCUGUACGACAUGCACAUCCAGCUGCAAAGUGUGCCCUUCCUGCACUGGGAAGCGCCAGUUACCUCGCACUCGCUCACCGCCAGGGAGGUGAUGAGCACGCCGGUCACCUGCCUGCGGAGGAGGGAGAAAGUGGGCGUCAUCGUGGAUGUGCUCAGCAACACGGCGUCCAAUCACAACGGGUUCCCUGUGGUGGAGUCCACUGACGAUACCCAGUCAGCUCGGCUCCAGGGCCUGAUCCUGCGCUCCCAGCUGAUUGUCCUCUUGAAGCACAAGGUGUUUGUUGAGCGGUCCAACAGGGGCCUGGUACAACGGCGGCUGAGGCUGAAGGACUUCCGGGAUGCCUACCCACGCUUCCCCCCAAUCCAGUCCAUCCAUGUGUCCCAGGAUGAGCGCGAGUGCACCAUGGACCUCUCUGAAUUCAUGAACCCCUCCCCGUAUACGGUGCCCCAGGAGGCAUCUCUCCCUCGGGUGUUCAAGCUGUUCCGGGCUCUGGGCCUCAGGCAUCUGGUGGUCGUGGACAACCACAAUCAGGUGGUCGGGCUGGUAACCAGGAAAGACCUGGCCAGGUACCGGCUUGGGAAGGGGGGCCUGGAGGAGCUCUCACUGGCCCAGACGUGAGACCCUGGCCCUGGCACCUCACCUGGGGUCCUGAACACGCUCCUCAGGCAGCAGCAGAUCUGUUGUCCUCAGACCUCGGGAUGGCCCAGCUGGUGUGUGAGCGUGACCAUCGAUGGGCACCUUGUCAAUGUUUCCCACCCUCCCUCUUGCCUCAGCCCCUUGGAUGUCACUCUCCAUCCUCCUGUUUCUUCGCCCUCAGGGAGCAGAUGUUCAUGCAAAUGCUCGCUUCCUCAGAGCCAGCGAGAGGUCGCAUGUGCAUGUGUGCGUCUCAGUGUGUGUUUGUGUGUGUUCAUGGUGUGUUCACGUGUGUGAGGCAGCGAGCAGGCUGGGCCCUGUGGACUUGAGUGCUGCAGGCCCCCCAGGGCGGGGCCAUUCUGCUUCUCUGCUCCUCAUGACUCUCAGCGCUGGCCAGAAAGACCACACCGCCUGGACACUGCCAGCUGGAGGCCUCGGGCCUUGUCCCCACGGCCCAGUCUGCGGCCAUGAGGUGAUAGGCUGUGCAGCUGGGACCUACCUGGGCAAAGGCCCAGCCGAAGGACCAAAGGCAAGGGCUUGGGGCAGCAGACUGGAGCAGGCUGUCAGGAAGUCGGCUGUUCUCCAGAUUCCUGCUUGUGCCCUGGGCCGCAACCCCACUUGGGAGGCCAUGGGCUCUGUGAGGAAGUCUUGGCCAGAGGAGAGCUGAGAACCACCCAUGGGCCUGAACCUGAGUUCUGUCACACAUGCCACCCAAGCCCUCUGGAGCUGGAGUCCAGAUGAACAGCUGUUGCCACUGGGACCGAGGCUGGGAAGGCGGGUCUUCUCAGCAUGGGGACUGGGGUGGGCCAGGAGCCAUGUUCUGGGCGGCUCUGAUUCCGGGCCAUGCCGAUGGGCUUUGGGCUGAGCUGCCGAGCCUGCAGCAGGGAUGCUGUUCCCCUCCAAGGAAGUUUUUUAAAGGUGAUUCCCCAGUUCCCACCCAUCUCUGAUGAGGUGACUCAGAUGCUUUAGUUGGGAGCUGGUGGGUGCUGCACCUUGGUUUUAGCCCCUUUCAAGGGGGUGGGGCCAGUCCUGGUGGGGAGUCCUCUGUGGGGGGAGCAGAUCUGAAUGUGGGAAGUCUGAGCAGGAGAAAUAAAGGAAUUGUGCCCAGACAACCUGCGCCAGCUUCCUGUUUCUGCUUAGCGUGGACCACAGUCUAGCAGCCUGGGAUUCCAGGGCCAUGGGGUGGGGGUGUCUGGGAUGAGACCCUCCUCUGCGUGAUGCCGGUGGGCAGCACUCCAGGGGAUGUCACUGGGAGGGAGACACAGAUGAGAGGCCAGGAAACCAGGGGGUUGUGUAGCUGGGCCCUCACACUUCCUCAGGAGGGGACCCCAGGCACCAUCCACGCAUCCUCAUUCGAAUGUCUGGGCAGUGUUCCUGGGCAGCUACAGAGCCUGGUGGGGAGGGCUUCUACCCUGAGGCCCUUCUGUCAGCAGGCGGCUCAGCACAUCUGUCUCCAACCUGACCUGCUUGGCCACGAGGCGUGUGGUGUGGCUCCCCCUGGAGGGGAAGUUGACAAGCAUUCUUGUUCCAGGGAAGCCCCAGCCAGCCCUCAGUGGCAGGUCUAGGUGACAUGGGGAGGGCGAGGGGCUAGAGGGGCUGGUGCACCGGCCUGAAGUGAGACCUAACCUUCCCCAGCCUUCGCACCCGGUGGGGCGGAAGCGAGGACAGCAUGUAACU
Messenger RNA from Myotis daubentonii (Daubenton's bat), 4318 nucleotides. RefSeq names its product chloride voltage-gated channel 7 (gene CLCN7). Gene Ontology annotation, molecular function: chloride:proton antiporter activity. The record is from RefSeq and is a predicted model, not a curated record. NCBI's taxonomy places the organism in Eukaryota, Metazoa, Chordata, Mammalia, Chiroptera, Vespertilionidae. Gene Ontology annotation, biological process: chloride transport; transmembrane transport. The transcript has 25 exons. Gene Ontology annotation, cellular component: intracellular membrane-bounded organelle; lysosomal membrane. Bases 383 to 2626 code for a protein of 747 amino acids.